Molecule: messenger RNA, 1929 nt
Organism: Brugia malayi
Lineage: Eukaryota; Metazoa; Nematoda; Chromadorea; Rhabditida; Onchocercidae
Gene: Bma-pck-1
Product: phosphoenolpyruvate carboxykinase [GTP], putative
Exons: 13
Coding region: 1-1929 (642 amino acids)
Biological process (GO): cellular response to insulin stimulus; cellular response to glucose stimulus; cellular response to dexamethasone stimulus
Cellular component (GO): cytosol
Molecular function (GO): GTP binding; manganese ion binding; phosphoenolpyruvate carboxykinase (GTP) activity
Source: RefSeq, a predicted model, not a curated record
AUGCCAUCUCGUUCACUUGCCUCACUUAAUGAUCCAUCAAAAUUGAAAGUUACCGAAGUGGUCAGCUAUCAACUUAAUCAUAUACCUAUCAUCAAAGGUCACUUCGAAAGUUUAUCAGAGAAAGCACAAUUAUUCAUUGCUGAAAAAGCUGACCUGCUAACACCACGUGCAAUUUACAUUUGUGAUGGUUCUGAAGCAGAAUAUAAAGAGCUAAUUGGUGAAUGCUUAGAAACAGGUGUUUUAACACCAUUAAAAGCAUACAAAAAUAAUUAUUUGUGUCGUACGGAUCCACGUGACGUAGCUCGUGUUGAAUCAAAAACAUGGAUGAUUACACCUGAGAAGUAUGAUUCAGUUUGUCAUACAGCUGAAGGUGUAAAAUCAAUCAUGGGUCAAUGGAUGUCACCUGAACAAUUUGGUAAUGAAUUGGAUGAUCGUUUUCCGGGUUGCAUGAAUGGUCGUACAAUGUAUGUUGUACCAUUUUCAAUGGGUCCUGUUGGUGGUCCACUUUCUAAAAUUGGAAUUGAACUUACCGAUUCUGUAUAUGUUGUACUAUGCAUGAAAAUUAUGACACGAAUGGGUGCACGCGUUUGGGAUCUUUUGAAAAAAUCAGGCGGUGAUUUUGUGCGUUGCAUUCAUUCAGUUGGACAACCACGUCCUGUUCUUACCAAGAUUAUUAACAGUUGGCCAUGCAAUCCAGAAAAAACAAUCAUUGCACAUCUUCCGGCACAACGUGAAAUUUGGUCAUUUGGUUCUGGUUAUGGUGGUAAUUCACUUUUAGGCAAAAAAUGUUUUGCUCUUCGAAUUGCUAUGAAUAUUGGUUAUGAUGAAGGUUGGAUGGCUGAACAUAUGUUGAUCAUGGGUAUUACCAGUCCGCAGGGAAAAGAACGUUUCGUUUGUGCAGCAUUUCCAUCUGCAUGCGGUAAAACAAAUUUAGCAAUGCUUGAGCCAGCUGUUCCUGGCUGGAAAGUACGCGUUGUUGGUGAUGAUAUUGCUUGGAUGAAAUUUGGCGCUGAUGGUCGUUUAUAUGCUAUAAAUCCGGAAGCUGGUUUCUUUGGUGUAGCACCUGGAACAUCUCACAAAACAAAUCCUAUGGCAAUGGCAAGUUUCCAGGAAAAUUCGGUCUUCACAAAUGUUGCUGAAACCGCUGAUGGUGAAUACUUUUGGGAAGGACUUGAGAAGGAGGUGAAAAAUCCGAAGGUUGAUAUGAUUGAUUGGCUAGGAAAACCAUGGCAUCUUGGAGACUCAACGAAAUCAUCCCAUCCAAAUUCACGAUUCACUGCACCCGCAGGUCAAUGUCCGAUUAUCCAUCCAGACUGGGAAAAACCUGAAGGUGUACCGAUUGAUGCAAUCAUUUUUGGAGGCCGAAGGCCUGAAGGUGUACCACUUGUAUUCGAGUCACGCAGUUGGGUACAUGGUAUUUUCGUGGGUGCAUGCGUAAAAUCAGAAGCUACUGCCGCUGCUGAAUUCUCGGGUAAACAAAUUAUGCAUGAUCCAAUGGCUAUGCGACCAUUUAUGGGUUACAAUUUCGGACGAUACAUGCGUCAUUGGAUGAAACUUGGACAACCGCCACAUAAGGUACCGAAGAUUUUCCAUGUCAAUUGGUUUCGUACAACUGCAGAUGGCAAAUUCUUAUGGCCUGGUUAUGGGGAAAAUAUUCGUGUUUUGGACUGGAUUUUGAGACGUUGUGAUGGUGAUGACAGUAUCGGCUUUGAGUCUCCAAUUGGUUAUAUACCGAAAGAAGGUUCGAUUAACCUCAGUGGUCUUCCAAACAUUAAUUGGGCUGAAUUGAUGUCAUUACCGAAAAAGUAUUGGGUAGAGGAUAUGGAAGAAACCAAACAUUUCUUCGAACAGCAGGUUGGCUCAGACCUUCCUCCCGAAAUCGCAAAGGAGCUUGAAGAACAAACAGCUAGAAUCAAAGCUAUGCCAUGA